AUGGUCCGACUAUCAAUCUUCGCUGUUAUCUUCGCCGCCGUUACUUCUGUCGCCGCCGACGGAUUCUGUCAAUGCCUCUUCCCGGACGGCUCCCACUGCUGCGUUGUUGAAUACGGCAUCAGGAAAGCAUGCGUGGAGCUUUGCAAAGAUAAUGGAAACUCGGACAAGAUGUGUAAUGCUGGCGGCAAGUACUCGGACGUCAGCACGUGGAACGGAAUGUGGCGCCGCAGCUGCAAGUACUCGUACCUCUAG
Molecule: messenger RNA, 252 nt
Organism: Bipolaris oryzae ATCC 44560
Lineage: Eukaryota; Fungi; Ascomycota; Dothideomycetes; Pleosporales; Pleosporaceae
Exons: 2
Coding region: 1-252 (83 amino acids)
Source: RefSeq, a predicted model, not a curated record